CCUGGUCUUCACACAUCAAACGCUAGCCACAGGACUCGGUCGGCAGUCAGGUGCGGUUGCUAGCUCGGCGUGGUGCGGUGAAGCCAGAGGCGGGCGAUGGGGAGGAGGCUGGACGUGCUGCUGGGGCGGACGUCGAAGCAGACGGCACGGCUCAAGACGCUGCUGGGGCUGGCCGUCACGCGGCUCGGCGUGCUGCGGGGCCAUCGGCAGGUGCGGUGCGCGCAGGCGCGCGGGGACGUCGAGCAGCUGCUCCGGCUGGGGCACCCGGACCGCGCGCUGCUCCGCGCUGAGCAGGUCAUCCGCGAGCAGAACGCGCUCGACGUCCUCCUCGAGCUCGAGGCCUACUGCAACCUCGUCAUCGAGAGGGCCGCGCUCGUGGACGCGCACAGGGAGUGUCCGGAGGAGCUGCGGGAGGCGGCGGCGGGGCUGGUGUACGCGGCGGCGAGGUGUGGGGACCUGCCGGAGCUGCAGGAGGUCCGGCGCCUGCUCGCGGACAAGUUCGGCAGGGAGUUCGUCUCCGCGGCGUCCGAGCUCCGCAGCGGCUGCGGUGUCAACGCCAAGAUCGUGCAGAAGCUGUCGACCAAGCAGCCGAGCCUCGAGAGCCGGCAGAUGGUGCUCCAGGAGAUCGCCAUUGAGAAAGGGACCGCCGUGCGCGUCCACGAACCUCCCUACCAGGAACCGGAGCGUUCCAACCAGAGGAAGACGAAGCAGGAUGACGAGAGGAUCAGGAUGCCACCAGUUGAUGACCCGGUGGAAGACAUUUCUAGCCACUCUGCGCAGAGGUACAAGGAUGUGGAAGCGGCAGCUCGGGCCGCGUUCGAGUCGGCCGGCUCGGCCGCAGCCGCCGCGAAGGCCGCCAUGGAGCUCUCGCGGGGUGAGCCCAGGGGAGCCGGCGACAACAGGAAGCCAGGUAGGACGCAGAUGAAUGGAACCAGGAAAGAGGAGAAUAUUGAUGGGAAGAAAUUUGAGAAGAUUGGACUUGUUCGGAAUUACCGUUCAGAGAGAGAGGUUUUGCCUGAGGAUGAAGCAAAUCAUGGCGAUUUUGCAGAGAACGAACUGAAACACCAUGAACAUCGAGAUCAGGUCAGGGGCAGGCCGGCAUCGGUCAGAACAAAGAGGGGAGGGGAGGGGGGUUUAGCUGCAACCAGAUGACAACAGAGGAGAUGGUUUCUUGAUCUCAAUGUAUUAAAUUUGCACUAUAUGCCUGUAGUUCGAUGCUUGGAUAUGCCUAUGCCAUGUAUGUAAUCCAAAGAAAAAAAAAGAAAAAAAAACACUCGUUGCCAAUUUGCCAUUUAUGUAA
Phragmites australis (common reed) is the source of this 1300-nucleotide messenger RNA. RefSeq lists its product as uncharacterized. The coding region runs from base 97 to 1152 and encodes 351 amino acids. Gene Ontology annotation, biological process: protein transport. The transcript has 3 exons. The record is from RefSeq and is a predicted model, not a curated record. NCBI's taxonomy places the organism in Eukaryota, Viridiplantae, Streptophyta, Magnoliopsida, Poales, Poaceae.